This is a messenger RNA of Penicillium lagena, 507 nucleotides long. RefSeq lists its product as uncharacterized. The coding region runs from base 1 to 507 and encodes 168 amino acids. Lineage: Eukaryota; Fungi; Ascomycota; Eurotiomycetes; Eurotiales; Aspergillaceae. The transcript is spliced from 3 exons. Gene Ontology annotation, biological process: carbohydrate metabolic process. Gene Ontology annotation, molecular function: hydrolase activity, hydrolyzing O-glycosyl compounds. The record is from RefSeq and is a predicted model, not a curated record.
AUGAAGGAUGCUCUCCUGAACCAGAACCGCACGAUCUUAUUCUCUUUGUGUGACUGGGGCAAUGCCGAUGUGAACACCUGGGGCAAUCAGACCGGUAACUCAUGGCGCAUGUUUAAUGAUAUCAGCGCGUGGUGGACCACUGUCGCCGCAUUAGCCAAUGCGACCACCUUCAAGAUGAACUACGUCGGCUUCUGGGGCCACCCUGAUCCCGACAUGCUCGAGAUUGGCAACGGCAAUCUAACUGAAGCUGAGAGCCACUCUCACUUUGCUUUGUGGGUGAUCAUGAAGUCCCCUCCCAUCAUAGGCACUGCCCUCAGCAACCUGAGCGACACUAACCUGGCUAUCUUGAAGAACAAGUACCUCCUCGAAUUCCACCAGGAUGAAGUAGUCGGCUGCUCCGCCCAACCCUACAAGUGGGGAUACAACCCAAACUGGACUUUCGACCCUAAGCACCCGCCGAGUACUGGUCUGGUCCCUCAUCGGCCCUUGAGGGCACCCUGGUGCUGA